Messenger RNA from Centruroides sculpturatus (bark scorpion), 2012 nucleotides. Its product is annotated as glucose-6-phosphate 1-dehydrogenase-like. Gene Ontology annotation, biological process: pentose-phosphate shunt, oxidative branch; glucose metabolic process. The record is from RefSeq and is a predicted model, not a curated record. NCBI's taxonomy places the organism in Eukaryota, Metazoa, Arthropoda, Arachnida, Scorpiones, Buthidae. The transcript is spliced from 11 exons. Gene Ontology annotation, cellular component: cytosol. Gene Ontology annotation, molecular function: glucose-6-phosphate dehydrogenase activity; NADP binding. Bases 226 to 1770 code for a protein of 514 amino acids.
CUACUUUACCUAGUUAACAUAAUUUUUGUAGCAAUUGUAGAAAGGAACACAUUUCUAGAAAGUAGAAAAGAACACGAGGAGGAAAAAACUGAUAUAUUCAAGAAAAAAAUCGAUUUAUUUACUUUCGGAAUAUAUCACUUUCACAUAUUACUUCCCCCUUGGCAAAAUAUAGGUGUAGAUCUGGGUUGCGUACAGAGUAACAGUCAUAGCUUAGAAGGAAGGGAGAUGGAAGAGGAUCAUGAUUUUGAUGUUUCUCCGCAAUGUAUCGAAUUAAUCAAAAAUGCCAUACAUCAAUUAAGUAUAGAAGAUAGAACUGAUUAUACUUUUAUAGUAUUAGGAGCUUCGGGAGAUUUAGCAAAAAAGAAAAUAUAUCCUACAUUGUGGGCUUUAUUCAGAGAUGAUUUGCUUCCUAAUAAUACUAAAGUUAUUGGUUAUGCAAGAUCAGAUUUAACAGUAAAAGAUCUGAGAUCAAAAGUUGAACCCUAUCUGCAUAUUAAAAACAAUGACAAUAAAUUAGGAAGUUUUUUUGAAGAAAAUUAUUAUGUUAAGGGAUCAUACAAUGAUCCAACUGAUUUUAAAAAUCUUAAUGAAGAAAUUAAAAAGUUUGAACUUGGGAAUGAAUCAAAUCGUUUGUUUUAUUUGGCUCUGCCACCAACUGUAUUUGAGUCUGUCACAAGUAAUAUUCAUGACUAUUGUAUGAGUAAAACAGGGUGGACAAGAAUUAUCUUAGAAAAGCCAUUUGGUCGAGAUGAUAAAAGUUCAGCUGCUCUGUCAAAUCAUUUAGCAUCUUUGUUUAAAGAAGAUGAAAUAUAUCGAAUAGAUCAUUAUCUUGGAAAAGAAAUGGUCCAGAAUUUAAUGACUUUAAGAUUUGCUAAUCAAAUAUUUUCUCCAACUUGGAAUAGAGAAAAUAUUGCAUCAAUUACAGUUUCUUUUAAAGAACCAUUUGGUACACAGGGUAGAGGUGGUUAUUUUGAUAAUUUUGGUAUUAUAAGGGAUGUUAUGCAGAAUCACUUGAUGCAAAUACUUUCAUUAGUGGCAAUGGAGAAGCCAGUAUCUACAUCUGCUGAAGAUAUACGCCAUGAAAAAGUGAAAGUAUUGAAGUGUAUAGCUCCAAUUAAACUUGAAGAUGUAGUUAUAGGACAAUAUGUUGCAAAUCCUGAUGGCAAAGGAGAAGCUAAACAGGGCUAUUUAGAUGAUCCUACAGUUCCAAAAAAUUCAACUACUCCUACUUAUUGUUUAGCAACAUGUUACAUUAAUAAUGAACGUUGGGAUGGAGUUCCUUUUUUUCUAAGAUGUGGGAAAGCUCUAAAUGAAAGAAAAGCUGAAGUACGUAUUCAUUAUCGUGAUGUUCCUGGAGAUAUCUUUAAUAAACAAUGUAAAAGAAAUGAGCUUGUUAUUAGAGUGCAGCCUGGUGAAGCUGUAUAUGCAAAAUUAAUGAUGAAACGACCUGGAAUGUCUUUUGACAUGGAUGAAACCGAGUUAGAUUUAACCUAUGGUAGUCGUUAUAAAGAUUUAGUUAUGCCAGAUGCUUAUGAAAGAUUAUUGCUUGAUGUGUUCUGUGGGAGUCAAAUUCAUUUUGUGAGUAGUGAUGAACUGUCUGAAGCAUGGCGAAUUUUCACUCCUCUUCUUCAUGAAAUUGAAGCAAAAAAUAUCAAACCUAUUCCUUAUGUAUUUGGCAGUCGAGGACCAAAAGAAGCUGAUGAGCUCCUGAAUGAAAAGGGAUACAGAUUUUAUGGUACUUACAAAUGGGUCCAACCAUCACACUAUUGAAUCUUUGCAUAAAUGUAAAUGAUAUCUUUACUAUUAUUGUUGUUGUUUUAUUUUUUUAAAGAAUAGAGUAAUAUAUAAAAUUUGUUACACAUAUCUUGCAUUUAUUGCAUGGGGAUUGGGAUUAUUGCAUGGGAAAAACAUAUUUUCUAACUCAUGAUGUUUUGGUGUAUAUAAAAUGUAAUAUAUUUACAUAAUUACUUUAUAUUCAGUUAAUUUAAAAUAAACUAAUUAGCUUUUUAAUG